Molecule: messenger RNA, 534 nt
Organism: Capronia epimyces CBS 606.96
Lineage: Eukaryota; Fungi; Ascomycota; Eurotiomycetes; Chaetothyriales; Herpotrichiellaceae
Exons: 1
Coding region: 1-534 (177 amino acids)
Source: RefSeq, a predicted model, not a curated record
AUGUCAUCGAAUGUAGGACUUUCUACACCCCGCGGAUCGGGCACCUCUGGCUACGUCCAACGGAAUCUGUCGCUGUUAAAACCGCGCGACGCCGGUGUUGGCGUACCCUACAGCCUUGACUCUUCUUCACGGCUUCCAAAAACACGAAAGCCAGAUCAAGAAAUUCUGAACCAUGACCGUUUAAGGGAGAUUGAGGUCAAGGUGCUAGAACUUCGGGAAAAACUUGAAGACGAAGAGGUCGACGAGGACAAGAUUGAGGACGAAUGUGACAAACUGCGCGAAGAUCUGACCUCAGAAAUGGCACGCAAGAGAGACCAGGGAAGAAACAGGACGGGUGGAAAGGGACUGAAGAGCUACCAAGUCCACGAGUUAGCCGAGGCCAAAGAGCGAGAAAGUGACAGACUACGGAGGGCUUUAGGCUUGAAGCCUGAUGAAAUUUCAGAAGACGGUGAACAUCCUAUGGCCAGGCAGGAAAAAAGAAGACGAGAACGAGAAGAACUGCAAGACAAAGACGGAUCUGAGGAAAAGAGGUAG